CUCACUGGCCAGGGACUCUCAGGUGUCCUAGUAACACAUCUCCCUCUUUCCUCUUCCGGCAGCUGCUUCUUUGGAAGUCGCUCAUCCAACUCAAUGCCCCUUCUUUUACGACUGUCCCCACUUUCCUUCCCAAUGCUAUGGCUAGGGAAUAAGGCUGCCUCAUCAUGAAUGACCACUACCACCGAGCAGCCAGGGAUGGCUACCUUGAUCUGCUAAAAGAGGCCACCAAGAAGGACCUCAACUCCCCCGACGAGGAUGGCAUGACCCCAACCCUAUGGGCUGCCUAUCAUGGCAACUUGGAUGCCUUGCGGUUGAUAGUUAGCAGAGGGGGUGAUCCAGACAAAUGUGACAUCUGGGGGAACACGCCUCUUCAUCUGGCAGCAGCCAAUGGGCAUUUGAAUUGCCUUUCCUUCCUGGUGUCUUUUGGGGCCAAUAUCUGGUGUCUGGACAAUGACUACCACACGCCACUGGACAUGGCAGCCAUGAAAGGCCACAUGGAAUGUGUGCGUUACUUGGAUUCCAUUGCUGCCAAGCAGAGCAGCCUCAACCCCAAGUUGGUGGGCAAGUUGAAGGACAAGGCCUUCAAGGACGCAGAGAAGCGCAUUAAGGACUGUGUAAAGCUGCAGAAGAAGCACCAUGAGAGGAUGGAGAAAAGGUACAAAAAGGAGAUGUCUGACCAUUCAGACACCAUGAGCUUCUCCAGUUACUCCAGCAGCACUUUGAGCAGGCGAUUCCAGCACAUGUCUAUGAUGACAUCGUUGCCAUAUUCUCAGGCCACUGUACACGGCACAGCCAAGGGCAAGACCAAAAUCCAGAAAAAGCUGGAGAAGAAGAAGCAGGUAGAUGGGACAUUCAAAAUCUAUGAGGAUGGGAGGAAAAGUGUGCGCUCCUUGUCUGGCUUGCAGCUAGGCAAUGAUGUCAUGUUUGUGAAACAAGGCACCUAUGCCAGUCCAAAGGAGUGGUCUCGGCGAAACAUUAGGGACAUGUUUCUGACUGAUGAGGACACUGUCUCCCGUGCCAUAAGUGACCCAGGUUUGCACAUGGACUCAGCCCAUUCUGAGGUCAGCACCGAUUCUGGUCAUGACUCUUUAUUCAAUCGCCCUGGCCUAGGCACCAUGGUUUUCAGGAGGAACUAUGUCAGCAGUGGACUGUUUGGGAUUGGACAGGAUGAUCCCGGCAUGCUAGGAGAAAAUAAUAUGGAUAGGUUGGGCGUUAAACUUCACAGCCGCCUGCAGCGCUCGCCAAGUCUCAACGAUAGCAUCGGCAGUGCCAACAGCCUGCAGGAGAGGAACAUGGAGGAGCUGCCAUGGGAUGAGAUGGAACUAGGCCUAGAUGAUGAUAUCGAACCUGAAACCAGCCCUCUAGAGACCUUCCUUGCCUCUUUGCACAUGUUUGAAUUCAUUUCUAUCCUUAAGAAAGAAAAGAUUGAUUUGGAAGCACUCAUGUUAUGUUCAGACAAUGAUCUGAAGAGCAUCAACAUCCCUCUGGGACCCAGGAAAAAGAUUCUAGAUGCUGUCCAGAGGAGGAAACAGACUUUGGAGAAUCCCGAUAUCAUAGAAGACACUGAGCUAUAGCUGCUUUUAAGGACCAAGGAACAACAAAACAGUUCUAAAUUGCCAGAAAACAUCUGCCAGAGAUCCUAACAGUGGAAAACAGAGCGCCACAACACAAGGCCCAGCUCUAACAAGCUCUCAACUCAUCCUCUUAUUUCUGCCUGCAAAAGUUUGCCAGAUAGCAGCCUGGUGCUAAAGAGAUUUUUAAGCAUUGCACCCCCAGUUCCAAUCUAAAGUAGUAAACUCAUUUAAAUUACUUGUUUGAGCAGCAAUUCUGCAAACUCAAGACUGAAAUGCCCCAGCUUUUCUGCAGGGUAGAAAGAUGUUAUUUUUCCCAUGUGGCACAGUGAUCUCCAUUCUAUGAGACAUAAGUAGGUGACAAGGAGAAUAACUUAUGGGAAAGAGUAAUUGGCAUGGAUUAUGAUAUCAUUUUCCUAAAUGGCUUUGGGAAAUAUUUUGUAAUUGCAUGACUAUAAGCAUUGAUCACAAAAUUAGUGCUUCUAUAAUAUGAUCCCUGUAAGGAAAUGGUUUGUCAAAGAAAACUUGCAGUCCCCCCUCUCCCCCCUCCCCCGCCGUCUCCCCCACUAAAGCUGGCAUUAUGUUAAUAACUUAGGCAGACAUAUACAUCCAAUUAAUACAGCUCACGUCUUUGGUCAUAUGGUGUAGUGCAGGGGAUGUUUUAGACACAUCUGGCUAUGUCCCUAUAGCCACAUGCAGACUGGAAAGAUUCCUGGAAAGUCCUAGAGGAUAUAUUUGCCAUUUUGUAUUUCGGGGUCUAGUGAGAUGCUUUUCAGACACCCCACAGUCUCCACGGGCCACUACAAAGUCAUUGCACUGUGGGCAGAGUGAAAAAUGUAGGAUAUCAGGGAAAGAGGAUAGCACAUAGUUCCAUUGUGGAACCUUUACAUCACAUAUCCACAAUAACAACAUUGGCCUAAAUCCAACUGCCAGUCCCAAGUGGAGUUGGCUCAUAAAACAUUGGGAUUUACCUGAGUGUUGACAUAUCCAAAGCAGUUGAUUUCAGUGGGUCUAGCAUGCCCUCCACCUAUCCCUGUUGGGCAGGAAUAGCAUUGAUUAAUCCUCUGCUGUCCUACUUUUUCAGCUGCUUAUAAAAUGCCACUGGUUCUCUUUCUUUCUCCUCCUCUGCUGAUUUCAGUUGAAACUGAAGUUGAUGUGCAAAAGUUGUUUGCACUCAAUUAACACAGCAAUGGGAAGAAAAGAGAAGGAUCUGACUGUAAUCUUUCUUACUGGGCCUUCCUUUCAAUUUACAGUUGUUCACUCUAUGUCCUCUAUCAUGCGGUUCACCUGUUUGAGAAAGUCAUAGCAAAUACAUCUCUAUGCAUUGUUAGAGCCUUGAUGAAAGCUCUGCAGGGAGCUUGCCAAUAUACAAAAAUUCCCAUCCAAGUACAAAAAUUCUCACUGGGGGUGGGUGGGUUAAAAUCAUAGGGUAAAGAAAAGCAAGACAUUGGUAGAGGAGAAAGUGAUAAACAUUGGUGAUGUUUGUUUCCCUCUCCCGUCUUGUGCUUACAUUGUCAUCCCAAAGUGCAACCACACUUCUGUGUGAAUGAUACCUUCACUAGGGCAUACUAGGACACUUGUGCAAAUCAGGUGACCAGAUGUAACAAAGGACAGAACCCUUAUACCCUGCAGUCUGCGGUGCCAUACUCAUAAAUCCAGCUUUUCUUUUCCUUUGCUGCAGUAGUUUGCCAUGACAAGUAGUAUUUACACAGAUUGCAUCUGCCAUUCUGACAGAUAACACAUGCUGAAAGCUUCUUACACAGCCAGCACACUUCUGGCUAUGAUCUCCUAUCUUUAAUGAGUUCUUGUCCCUCCAGGAAAGAGGUCAGGGUGGAGUUUCUGGCAGACCAGAAUUAUGGCCUUCUAUAGCCCGUAUUAGGCAGCCCGAAUUCCCUUCUCUUUUCAAAAGUGAUAGGAGCAUCAACUAUGUAGCACUGCACAUAAACAUUCUUCCCUCCCACAGGAACUUCAUUAGUGUUUACCUUUCAACCAACAUUUCACAGCACUGUGGAUAAUAGCACCAAGAGUGAGAACGUGAUACCCAGCACAUCAAUAUUUGUAAAUUGUUGUUACAUUAUAAUUCAAAGCAAAGCUGAAAGUUGCAUUAAUCCGCAACAUCAACGACAUUGAAAAAAGCUGGCAUCAGUGUUAGGCACAAUUCAAAGCUUGUUUGAAGAGUUUUGAUUGCAUGGCUUUAAAGAUUGGCAGACAUAACAUCCAACAAGAUAAAAAAAAAACCCCUUAUAUAUGGAAGUGGGUAUUUGGGUUAAUCCAUCUUUAUCUGUCAUGGCUACUCUUUAUGCUUAUGUGGUGGAAUUGGUAUAUUGCCUUGUUUCCCUCAGUUACUCAAAUUGGAACAAGGCUGUUUUUCACAAGUUCCAUGGUUUUAUUUAUUUGACACUUUCUCAUGAGUUUUGCAGAUUUAUUGUGGCAAGAGUUUAAAUAAAUAUAAACUGAGAAGUAAAGCCAUACCAAUUGGACAAGUGAAGAAACAUCCACUGGGAAAAUAUGGGGAUAUAUUUGUGAGCAACAGAGACCCCAUUUGCCAUAUUGAGAAGUUGGAGCAGAAUUAUUAUUUGGCAGCAGUGGAGAGAAAGAUGUUCGGAUCAUGGCCUUUAUCCUAGGGACAAUGGCAGGCAAGUCUGUACUAUGGCAAAGCCAAGCUUUUUAUUUAUAUUAGCCAUGAAAUAACAAUCCAACCUUAAAUGCAGUUCUCAAGCUGCUUUUCUUCAUUGGACUUUGUCUGGAUUAAAUGUGCUAUGAUUUAUGAUGAUAGUGAAAAACUGUUCCCCCUGCAUUUCUCUUUGCACCAGGCUAUUUCAUGUAUCGUUCAGAUUGCAAACAUAUGUGAAUGAAAUUGGGAAUAAGUCCUAUUGGAUGCAAUGAAAGUUAUUUCUGAGUAAAUGUCCACAGAGCUGGGCCAUCAGUUUAUUAAAUGUACACGCCUCUAAAAUCCCUACCCUUUGUAAAUGCUUGGUAUGUAUACAAUGCAUUAAUGUAUGGAUGUCUAUGUACCAGAACUGUAUUUUAACUGCGCCUUUAUUAAGAUAUUUGUAUUCUUUCACUGCCUAACAACAUUUUUAAUGAAAUCUGUCGCAGUUUGUAUUUCUUUACAGUCUUUAAGGCAUGGUUAUUAUUUGGAAGGAAAAGUUGACUACGGUGCUGAAUUGCUGACUUCUAAAAUAUUAGCAUAUAUAUGGGAGAGCCAGUAGAGUCAGCCCUCCACAUCCACCCGGGUUAGGGGCACACUUUUUAAAAAUUCAUUUUUUAAAGAAAACCCACAUUUUUAAACUU
Messenger RNA from Anolis sagrei ordinatus, 4865 nucleotides. RefSeq names its product USH1 protein network component sans (gene USH1G). Gene Ontology annotation, biological process: equilibrioception; sensory perception of light stimulus; sensory perception of sound. The record is from RefSeq and is a predicted model, not a curated record. Lineage: Eukaryota; Metazoa; Chordata; Lepidosauria; Squamata; Anolidae. Gene Ontology annotation, molecular function: protein binding.